GGGGAAAACGCAUUCCAUGGCUGCCUUACACACACACUACUUGUCCCCGUCCCUCUCUCUCUCUGAGAAGCUUUGGGGUUAGUUACUGCAGUACUGCCGAGCUGAGCUUCAGAACUGAAGGGGAGGGAUGGUUCUCCCUCUCUCUCUCUGAACCUCGUCAGUCUGAGUAGAACACUGAUAGUAUCGGACACAGCGGGGACAACUCUCCCACCACAUUAACUGCGCAGCAGCGUGUGUGUUCGUGUGUGUAGCGCUAAAGGGAGAGCUCUAAGUGUGUGCCAGGAAAAAGGAGGAGUGUGUAAAAGGAGAAGCAGCACCAUUCUGGCUGUGUUUUCUCUCAGUGUACAGAGGGGCUGGAUGUCUGGAGGUUUUCAGAGGAGGAGCUCUGAAGAGUAUGGACUCCACUCCAGUGACUGAACUAAAGGGUCAGUUGAAGGGGCCUUAGAAUGGGAUCACUUCUCACUUCCUCACUUGUCCAAAAGUGCACUUCAAUAUCUACCUCUCAGUGACUCUGUGACUCCUAGGCCUAUAGGGACUGCUGACUUCUUAUCACUGGUGUUGAUCUGAGUCAGCUUUAAUCAAUGAAACACCUUGCUCAGUAGACGUCUGCCCACAUAGGUAAACAUGGAGUUCUCCGUGGUUUGACCUUGCUUUGAGGUCUUUAGCAGUUAGCGACAUCAGCUUUCCCCACGCACUCCCGAAGACCAGAGAUGAGUGUGUCUCAGCCCGGGGAACGUGUCCCCGUCGGGGGCAUGAAUGGCUCCGCAAUGAGGCUCCCCCUCCUCCGCACCGGUGACCAAAAUGGCAAUGCUUUCCCUGUCUCCUCUUCCUCCUCCUCUUCCUCCCCAGACUCCCUGCAGAGUCUGAGCAGCCUGGACGUCGACAUGGAAUGCGUGAUGUCGACCCAAAUCAAAAUGGCCGCUGUCUCACCCGCUGCGGAACUGCCUCAGACAGAGGUCUCGGAAUCCAACGACAACUCGGUGUCCGUCUAUGUGGACGCUAAUGAGGACUCCUGGAAUGACAACCUGACCCUCGCCAUGAGCAUUGCUGGGAUACGAGAGCAUAGCAACGGUAGCCAAGUCGAUCUCCAUGACAACGUUAGCAGUGUGGCGAGCAACAGCGGUGGGAGAAGGGACUCUUCUCCGGACUCGGCGGCCACGGAGAUCCCCGGUGACGAUGAUGAUGUUGAUGAUGAGGAAGGGUCGUUCUUGUCGGUGAGCUCGGACAUGGUGAUGAGGAGAAUCAGCCUGAGCGACUCGGAGCGGCUCCCCAGCAGCGGGGUGUCCAUCCUGGAGGACUCGGACACGGCCUUCCCCUCCACAACGGCUCCCAUCCAGGCUUCACUCUCCGCCCCAUUGCCUGACCUCUGUAAGGGCCUCGAGGGGAGGAAGAGUCCUCAUGCUGGAACCGUCACCAUGGAACUCCAGAACCUCCAGACCGGAGCUAGCAGCUCACCAGGUCUGCCCGAUAGAGAGGCGCUUCAGGUGGGGGUGGAUCUGCCCAAGGAGGCCUGCACUCUGGAUGUUCUCCCCAUGGUGGAGGCAGCGGACACCGAGCCUGGUGUGGCACUAGAGGUUCUUCUCAGUGAGACUAUAGUGUCUCCAGAUUCUGAAGGCUUCACUGUAAUCUCCCAGACCUCUACCUCAGUACAAGUCUCCAAGGGUGUGAAUUUGGCAGUGUCCCCCUUCACCGUUCCCCAGUCUCCAAACAAAGGGUCCAAAGGUGCGAACCCCGCCUUCCGCAAGACCAAGGAACACCCGUGUGCAACUCGGGUCAAACUGAACGCCGCCAUCGCCAAGACGGCAGUCACCACGACAUCCAAACCUGGCAGGACCGACAUCAAGAGGUUCCCCAAACCCGACCUGAAGAACGUCAAGUCUAAGGUCAUGUCCAGGCCUGCCUCUACAACCAGAACAGCCAAUCAGACACAGGGAAAAACUGCUCCGGCCAAUGAAAAGAAAGCGCCAGACGGAGUCAAAAGACAAAGGUUGUCUUUGGGUCAAACCAAAGUAGCUUCGCUGAAGCCGAGCCCCAAACCCAGCCCCAAUCAAAACGCAGAGCCCAGAGUCUCUAACCAAUCCGAGAAGAGGAGGAUGGGCACUUUAGCCAAUGGCAUUCGCUCCACCUCCAGCAGCUCUCUGGGUUCAGAGUUGGCUGUGGAUGGGCACCAGAGGACCCUAACCCCAAAUGGAGAAGAGGGUACUACAGGAGGGUGUACUACAGAGGACACUGCAGGGGGUGAGACAGCUGUAGAACAAAGGAGAAGCAACGGCACAAAGGUCUCCUCCAAGCUGGGGCCCUCAUCGGUCAGACAGCUGCCCCAGGUCAAGGGCAGGGGGGCCGGGGGAGCGAGCAACACCGGGGGACCCUCCCUGUCUCCCACCUCUCCAGCUCCAGUAGGAGGGAGUUUUGGCUCCAGGCUGCCCCCUCCCGCUCCUCCUUCGACGGGGAAGGACGGCCAGACCACUGGGAGUGUGUCUCCACCGAGAGGACGACCAAGUCAGCCAGCUGGUAUCCCCAAGCCGCGUGUCACAGACAGACCCUCUGGAUUGCCUGGGCCUACUGUGGUGACCUCUAACCCAAAGCCAUCCGUCAACCAGGGGUUAGGUGCUGCUCGGCCUUCGGCUGCUGCCGCCGCCGCGUCCAAACUGCCCGUGAAGAACCUACCCACAAGCCUUAGCUCCUCUUCUCUGGGCAGCGCCGCCAGCGAAAGUAAUGGAUCUACAGCAGCCCCCAGCAAACUCCCAGCUCCAGUGGUGGGGGGCUGUAAACCAGAUGAGAGGCCCAGCCAGCCUACAGCUCCAGGGGGAACCCAGGGGUCGAUUAAGGCCCCCACCACUACCAGGCCACUGGGGUUCCGAACCAGAGCCCCCUCACUACCAGGGAGAAGCACUGCAACAGGGCUGAAGACUCCAGCGGUGACCAGCCAGGUAGCAGGCAAGCAGGCCCAGAACCCACUUCAGAGGGCCGGCUCGGCCAGAUUCAACCGCCCCACAGCUGCUGCCACAGUGGACAAGAACAAGGCGCGGGGGACGCCGUUGGCGAGGACCCUCUCCCAGACGAGCACCACUACUCAGGUAGGAGGACACAGCCAACCCCAGCCGUCCCAACCAGUCCUGGUCCCAGUCCCUGCCGUCCUUCUCCCAGUCCAGGGACCAGUGGUCUCGGCAUCCCGCCCGGCCCGGGCUCUAGUGGAGGCUAAGCCGGCCACAGUGGCCCACUACCGUGCCCAGUGUGAGAAGAAGAACCAGAGCCUUCAGCAUUUCCGACGGCUCCUGGAGCAGGGCAACCGCAGGAUAGAGGCCUUGGCUACCGUGGUGCAGCACCUCUUCACCGAGCGUGAAGAGUCAUUGAAGCUGAAGAAAGGACUGUCCCUGGAGCUCUCUAACCUGCGCGAUGAACUCAUCUCCUCGUCCCAGUGCUGUGAGCGGCUGCAGAGGGAGAAGGAGGAGGUGCGGGUGUCUCUGGAGGAGGCAGUGCGGAGAGUCCAGAGGGAUCACCAGGCUGAGCUGAGCGGCCUGGAGGAGAGGCUCAAGGCCUUCUACCAGGCAGAGUGGGACAAGGUGCACCAGGCCUAUCAGGAGGAGGCGGACAAAUGCCGCGCCCUCAUGGAGCAACAGCUGGAGGAGAUGAGGAGCAGACAGGAGACUCUGAGGAGAAACUCUGAGGCCAGCCACGCUCAGCAGAUGGACACGCUCAGACUGACCUACGACACCGCCGUCCAAGAGCUCAGGAAAACCCUGGAACAGGACUUGGAGAACCUGGACAAAACACGAAAGGAAACGGAGGCCACUCUCACUGAGAAAAUCCAGGACCUCACGUUGGAGAACGAGGCGCUGAGCGAGAAGCUGCGAGCGGAGGAGGAGAGGAGGAGGAUUCUGGCAGAGAAGAACCAGAAGGACUCCCAUGUGUUGUAUCUGGGACAGGAGCUGGACAGUCUUAAGGUGGUUCUGGAGAUCAAGACCAAGCAGCUUCACCAACAAGACAAGAAGCUCAUGCAGAUGGACAAGCUGAUGGAGAGCAACGUGAAGCUGGAGGAGCGUCUGAACAAAGUCCAGCAGGAGAACGAAGACUACAGGGCCCGCAUGGACAAACACACCGCACUCUCCAAGCAGUUGUCCAGUGAGCAGGCCAUGCUGCAGCAGACCCUGCAGAAGGAGUCCAAGGUCAACAAGCGUCUCUCCAUGGAGAAUGAGGAGCUGCUGUGGAAGCUGCACAAUGGAGACCUGGCCAGCCCCCGCCGCCUCUCGCCCUCCUCGCCCUUCCACUCGCCCGGCAACUCGGCCUCCUUCCCCACCGCCGCAGCCCCACUCUCGCCCACCAGAUAACCCAAACUGGACACCAAGGGGAGAGAGAGAAAGAGAGAGUGUGUGUGUGGGGGGAGAGAAAGUGUAUGUGUGUGUUUGUGUGGAUAUCCCCUCCAACACACCCUAAAGACAACCCCCCCUCUACAGUCCCUUACCUCCUACCCCCCAGAUCACCAACCCCAGCCUCUCAAGGAGACAAAGCUAUUCCAAAUACGGAUGGACUACUUCAUAUGAUGACGCUGCAGUUUUGGCUUCUGCCCACAAUGACUUGUACAGAUGUUUUCUUUGCUCCCAGAAAGAGAAGACAAUGUUGCACAGAUGCACUUACUUAAAGCGUAGGACAAUUCUGCCUUUUUUUCUGCCUGAUUUCUCUCACUUUUUUCCCCUCAGCAGAGAGAAAGAACAGGCAACUUAAACCUCAGGGUUUGUACAUAGCUUCUCAGCUCGUUUUGAUUCUCCUUUUAUUUGUGCAUCGUGUUCCCCGCUCCCCUAAUAAAGUUUGUGCUAAAAACCUUGGAUGUAGUUUUGAAAAUGAUAUAGGCCAGAGACGGAAGUGGAAGUGAGACAUCGCAUUCCCUUUUUUCUGGUUCAUAUACAGUCAAUGAAAAAAAAUAUCUGGUAAACGGCCUGAGUGGGGCAUCUUCAUUUUUCCGCCAUCUUUGGUAUAGAGCGUUUUUGAGGACUUUUAGGGUGACUUAUUGAAGAGCAGAGCUUUAUCCAACGAGCACUUGCUUUUGACCCCUUGUAUAAACAGUCCAUAUCUGGGCGCGGAUAUUCAGAGUUAAAGUGAACUUUAAUCCCAACCCUUCAUCUCUCUACCUUAAUAAAACUGUGGAAUGUA
Messenger RNA from Salvelinus namaycush (lake trout), 5148 nucleotides. RefSeq names its product microtubule-associated tumor suppressor 1 homolog. The record is from RefSeq and is a predicted model, not a curated record. NCBI's taxonomy places the organism in Eukaryota, Metazoa, Chordata, Actinopteri, Salmoniformes, Salmonidae. The coding region runs from base 711 to 4328 and encodes 1205 amino acids. The transcript has 15 exons. Gene Ontology annotation, molecular function: microtubule binding. Gene Ontology annotation, cellular component: cytoplasm; nucleus.